AUGGAAACAGAUGAUGGUGGUUGGACAGUAAUCCAAAGGAGAUUAGACGGCAGUACAGACUUUUACAGAGGAUGGACAGCUUAUCAGGACGGUUUUGGGAAUCUUACACAUGAGUUUUGGCUAGGAAAUGCAAAAAUUCACAAAAUUGUCUCAACUGGUGAUUAUCAACUACGGGUAGAUUUGGAGGAUUUUGAAGGAAAUUCUGCAUGGGCUAAAUAUACUAGAUUCUUUAUCGGAGAUGUAACAACAAACUAUGAAUUGGAAAUAAGCGGUUACGUAGCGAGCAGUACUGCUGGAGACAGUCUUACAUACCAUAACGGAAAUAUGUUUUCUACGCAUGACAGAGAUAAUGACAAAUAUACUGGUGAUAAUUGUGCAGUCAUUUAUAAAGGAGCAUGGUGGCACCAGAUAUGUCACUAUUCAAAUCUAAACGGGCCGUACUUACCAGGGGAAAUGAGCUCUUAUGCUGAUGGAAUCAUUUGGACAACGUGGAAAGGAUAUCACUAUUCUCUUAAAUCAACAAAACUAAUGAUAAAGAAAUUGUGA
This is a messenger RNA of Mytilus californianus (California mussel), 546 nucleotides long. RefSeq names its product ficolin-2-like. Bases 1 to 546 code for a protein of 181 amino acids. The record is from RefSeq and is a predicted model, not a curated record. Lineage: Eukaryota; Metazoa; Mollusca; Bivalvia; Mytilida; Mytilidae. The transcript has 4 exons.